Messenger RNA from Parasteatoda tepidariorum (common house spider), 1516 nucleotides. RefSeq lists its product as uncharacterized. The record is from RefSeq and is a predicted model, not a curated record. NCBI's taxonomy places the organism in Eukaryota, Metazoa, Arthropoda, Arachnida, Araneae, Theridiidae.
GUCACGCAUUUUAAAUUUUUCAGUGAUUCAAAACUAUAUAAAUACUAUAUGGUGUGAAGUUAGCAUCAGAUAGUUACCUUAACUUCAUCAAUUCACAAUGAUCGCUAAGAUUGCCCUUUUGCUUGCUGCUGUUGCAGCUGCGCAAGCUUCUAUUAUUGCACCAGGACUCCUGUCACCUAUUGGAGUCAUCCCCACAGCAGUCAAGACUGGCUCCAUAGUAACAAUCCCUGGUGCAACCUCAGUCGACAACAGAGUAAUUGCAUCCAAUGGCUUGGUUGGUACCACAGCAGUUAAAACUGGAUCAGUUGUAUCUCACUUGGCCCCUGGUUUAGUUGGUACUCCAUUGUUCAACACUGGAUUGCUCGGCGCACCCAUUAUGGGAAAAGGUUUGAUUGGAGCUCCACUGCUUAACACUGGAUUGAUUGGAGCACCUCUUUUAGGAAAAGGACUGGUUGGUGGUCCUCUUGCUAUCAACUCAGGAUUAGUUGCUCCCGGAGUUCUUGCUGCUCCUGGUCUUAUUUCUCCAAUCGGUUUACACGGCGCCGGUCUUCUAGCAGCUCCAGGAUUAGUGAAAACCAUUUUAUAAAGAUAUGUGAUAUUAUAAGUUGAUAUUAUUCCCAGUUUUUUAAAAUCAUUUUAUGCCAUGUCCACAAACUCUUAGGGAAUUUUCUUUCAAGUAAAAACAAUUAUGAUACUAUCAUUUCAUAAAUUACUUCUCUUGUUUAACUUAUAGAUGUUUUCUUACUGUCCUAUUCUUCUGAGCUUUUUUUUUGCUGAAUGUAAUUAAAUUAUUUCUCUGUAAAAUUUCUUCAUUCAAUUUGUCAAUAAAUGUUUAAAUGUUACGAGUUUGUUUGGCGGAUUUUUUGAAAUCACAAUAUAGUUGCAUUUGAAAAUCCCAUCCAUUCGUAGUUGAGUAUGGUGACAUUCUUAAAAUGCUCAAUAUUUCUUAAUUAUGAAUUCCCCUUUUUUAUAUUCAACUGUAUAUGUUUCGGAACUAUUUUUCUUAAUUUUGAGCUCUUUUUGACAGUGAAACUUUACGAGAAAUUCAACGUCGAAUUUUUUAAAAUUUCUUUUAUGAUUGAUAAUUUUAUUCACUUCUCACCACUUUCACUCUAAACAGACAAGUUUAAAUGUAAAACGUUUAUUUCUUAGUAGAUUAAUUUAAAAUUGCAUCAUACUCUUUGAAGUUUGCAAAGAAUGCAGAUAUUUAAAUUGGUUUGCAACUAUUUCAAUUGAUCAAAUAAUUAUUUACGAAACACGAAAUAAAAAUGCCAACUCAAGAAUAGCUUUUAAUUUAAUGAUUGAGAUAGCAACAUAUACAAUCUUAACUAACAUAUACGGUUUAAUACUAACAUAUACGAUCAUAAUAGUUUAACAGAUAGAUUUUAUAUAUACUUAUUUUUAGAUAGAACUUUAAAUAUGUGCAACCUAUGAAUUAAGUAAAUAACCGAUGAAUAAUCAGAUACAAAAGCUUUCUUGUUCUUUUUUUUUAAAUAAUAAAAACCUUUUGUAUUGA